Messenger RNA from Oldenlandia corymbosa var. corymbosa, 693 nucleotides. Lineage: Eukaryota; Viridiplantae; Streptophyta; Magnoliopsida; Gentianales; Rubiaceae. The record is from the annotation of a GenBank genome assembly.
AUGCCGGACCAUGAGCAAAUCUUCACAUAUGAACAUGUUCCAUCAUAUUGCUCCAAGUGUUGCAAGAUUGGACAUAAAUUGAGCGACUGUAGAGUUGGGAAAUCGCUGCCGCUAGUGAAUGAAGUUGCGAAGGAGCAUGAUCGAAUUCCGAAGAAGAAAGGAUUUAAAUUGCAGCAAUCAAAAGUUACCUGGGGUUCCAAAGCCAAGAAGGCGAUUCCAGAGCUUGAUGUUGAGAUUUUGCAAACGCAACCUCUAAUUAUUAGAGCGGUUGGACCACCAGUUAAAGAAUUACAGCCCCGUGUGUUGCUAACCCUAGAUGCGCAAACCCUAGAGCAAAGUAAUAAAGUGCAAGGUGAUUUUGUUCCUUUGCCACAAUCGGGCUCACAUGUUGAUGAAACUGGAAAUGCGACUGCUGAUCAUCUUCCUACAACUGAAACAAUCCCUGAUAUGGAAACCUCCAACCAUUUUGCAGUUCUUGAGGAUGAAUCCCAUGAAGUCGUCGAUGACGAAGGAGACGAAAAAGUGGAAGAUGUAUAUGUUGAAGAUCCUCUACCGCAGCAUAAAAUUCAGAAUGCUCCUGUGUUAGAUGACACAGCGCGCGAUGUGAAUCUGUUGGGUAGCACAAGUCCCUUGGAUGUGGGAACCUAUUUGGAUGAUGAUAUGCUGGGGAUAGAUACUGAGCAGAUGAUCUAG